AUGGAUGGCUACUUGGUCCUAAGAGUAAUUGGAGAGGGCUCCUUCGGCAGAGCCCUUUUGGUUCAGCAAGAGAACAGUAAUCAGACGUUUGCCAUGAAGGAAAUAAGGCUUCCCAAGUCUUUCUCUGGUACAAGGAAUUCUAGGAAGGAGGCUGUUCUGUUAGCCAAAAUGAAACACCCCAAUAUUGUUGCCUUUAAAGAAUCAUUUGAAGCUGAGGGACACCUGUAUAUUGUGAUGGAGUAUUGUGACGGAGGGGACCUCAUGCAAAAGAUUAAGCAUCAGAAAGGAAAGUUGUUUCCUGAAGAUAUGAUACUUAAUUGGUUUACACAAAUGUGCCUUGGAGUAAAUCACAUUCACAAGAAACGCGUGUUACACAGAGAUAUCAAGUCCAAGAAUAUCUUCCUCACCCAAAAUGGAAGAGUAAAACUGGGAGAUUUUGGAUCUGCCCGUCUUCUCUCCAGUCCUAUGGCGUUUGCUUGUACAUAUGUGGGAACACCUUAUUAUGUGCCCCCAGAAAUUUGGGAAAACAUGCCUUAUAACAAUAAAAGUGACAUCUGGUCCUUGGGAUGCAUUCUGUAUGAACUCUGUACCCUUAAGCAUCCAUUUCAGGCAAAUAGCUGGAAAAGUCUUAUUCUCAAAAUAUGUCAGGGGUCCCUGAGGCCACUGCCAUCUCAGUACUCCUGUGAGCUGCAGCAUCUGAUCAAGCAGAUGUUUAAGAGGAACCCCUCACAUCGCCCUUCUGCUACAACACUUCUCUCUAGAAGUUCCUUGGCUCGACUUGUCCGCCAGUGCUUACCCCCAGAGAUCAUCACAGAAUAUGGUGAGCAGGUAUUAGAAGAAACCAAAAAUUCCAAGCAUAGUACACCAAGAAAAAAAACAGACUCCAGCAGAAUCAGGAUAGCUUUGGAAAAUGAGGCAACCACAAUGCAAGGGGAAGAACAAGGUAGAAAGUACAGCGACACUGAUUUAGAAAGCAUUCAUAAAAAUUCAACCGAAAGUGCACUGAAGAGAGUAAAUGAAGAGAAAGAUAAAUCAGUCCAUCCGAAGAAAGCCAGUUCACCAAGUCCUCUCAGGCGACAGUGGGAGAAAAAUGUACCCAACACAGCUCUCACGGCUUUGGAAAAUGCAGCCAUCCUCGCCUCCAGUUUAGGGGCCGGGGAAGAUAGAGGUGGUUCUGUAAUAAAGUACAGUGAAAAUAGCACCCGUAAGCAGUGGCUCAAAGAGACUCCAGAAACUUUGAUGAACAUCCUCAAGAAUGCUGAUCUCAGCCUGGCGUUUCAAACAUACACAAUAUAUAGACCAGGCUCAGAAGAGUUCUUGAAGGGCCCCCUCUCUGAAGAAACAGAAGCAUCAGACAGUGUGGAUGGAGGCCACGAUUCUGUCACUUUGGACCCAGAGAGACUGGAGCCUAGAUUGGAUGCAGAGGACACGGAUUUUGAGGAGGACGACGACAGCCCUGACUGGGUGUCAGAACUGAAGCUGCGAGCUGGCUGGCCAGGAGUGUCUGAUGGCUCAGCGGAUCAGCUGUGGGACGGGGUGAAGGGGCUACAGAUCUUGUCUGCUGUUGGCAGUCCUGGGCAGGAGAAAGAAACAGGCCAGAGGCGGGACGUAUUGGACACUAGAGUGUGCCGUGGAAAUAAUGGGAUGCCAGUAUGUGUGGGGCAUGACACAUACGUGCUGGGGUCCCGUCAUUCCAUUGUCAUUCCAUACUGGGAUGCUGUUGUGAGAGAUAAAUAUCAAAAACCGCAAACCAUCUGGUACGCAAGAAAGAGGCGCGGUGUGCUUGUGUGCUGGGAUAGGCACUGGAGUCCCGACCUACGACAAAGUAACUCCAAACUCCCUGGCCCUGGACCCAACUUCUGGGUGGACUGCGUAGACCCCUCCUCUCGCAGCUUGCUCCCGAGCCCCGCCUGCAUUUUCCCGGGCAGCUCCGCCCCGGCGGUCCGGAAGCGGGGCGGUCCGGGGACCCAGAUUCCCCCGGGACGCUUCCCAACCUGCGGAAUCGGCUGA
Molecule: messenger RNA, 2010 nt
Organism: Puma concolor (puma)
Lineage: Eukaryota; Metazoa; Chordata; Mammalia; Carnivora; Felidae
Gene: NEK3
Product: NIMA related kinase 3
Biological process (GO): protein phosphorylation
Molecular function (GO): ATP binding; protein kinase activity
Source: RefSeq, a predicted model, not a curated record